Messenger RNA from Chaetomium fimeti, 3275 nucleotides. Its product is annotated as eukaryotic membrane protein family-domain-containing protein. Bases 158 to 3187 code for a protein of 1009 amino acids. Lineage: Eukaryota; Fungi; Ascomycota; Sordariomycetes; Sordariales; Chaetomiaceae. The record is from RefSeq and is a predicted model, not a curated record. Gene Ontology annotation, cellular component: endoplasmic reticulum membrane. The transcript is spliced from 2 exons.
GUUGUCCUUUGUUCAUCACCAACCGACCCCACACCACCAAUCCCUCCCAGUGGCAUGACUUGCCCUGUGUGUCAAACCAGUUAAGACUCCGAUGCUUGUGAUGGAGAUAUGACGAUUUUCCCACAACGAUUCGAUUGAGAGCGCAGAGCGGAGGAACAUGGAGGCACCGUCGUCUCCAGCGAUGGCCCACGAGCCAUCCAACAUUUCCAAGGUCAACUCGGAGAAGGAAACUCACAGGCCAAAGAACAGGAGGAGAAGUAGAAAAGGCUCCCAAAAUACCGUCACGCAACUUCCCUCCCCGAUCUUGACACCGAGCGAUCUCCCACCGAGACAAGCCCCAGAGAUAAACAUCCCACGGGAGCGAGCCGCAUCAACUCCGACCACCGGCGUACCAACACCGGACCCGUCCGGCGAGAGCCAAAGCGAUGGCGAUCAGUCUCGUGUACCUACCUUGGCCGCGCUUGCCGCACCUGCUUCAACAUGUGCGAUCGAUGUUGACGAGGUCACAAAGACCCGAAGCAGGUCAAACACGAAGACGAGUAACCCAGAUGGGGUCAGGCGACUCUCGGCGUCCAAAAUGCAGGAAUUGACUGCCGCCCCGGAGUCCCUCCCUAUUUCCGGCAUCGCAAAACGUACAAUUGGGGAUCCUCCGCUCACCGCUGGCAUCGUCGAGGCAAGCCGCCGGCUAUCGAAGGCUACGGAGGACCGCUCGGCGCACCUCGCCCACGCCGAGUUCCUACGAUCGGAGCAACGGGAGGACACGGGAAACGGGAGGCUGGCGCAGGGAAGGCCGAUAAUAAAUGGACGCACACUCUCUACACCACCAAUGAGUAGACGGAAGACAACAAGUCAACCGCCCACAACCCAGCCUGCGGUUCAGCAGUCCUCCCGUCGCAAUUCCUUCCAGCCGGGCCCGCGACCGGCUGCUCUCGAGUUUGACAACCGAAAUACCCACGGCCCGCCAACAGAUAGGGCUGCCCUGCCGCCCAGAAACGACAAAGUCGAGCCGGCCCCUCCGUCCCCGAUCCCGCCGACAAUCCCCCUCCCGCCCAUGUCCAUACCGACGCUAUUGCAGCUGGAACUAGCCGCGCAGCGACCGAGCCCCCUGUAUAUCCACCACUCCUACGCGAAUGACAUGCCAUAUGAAUCCAGUGCCAUCAAGUUUGAACGCCUGAAAAACUUCUUGCUUUUGCCCUGGUACCUCGAGAGAGCUAUGACGUUUGGCGCCGCCGCCUGCUUCGACGCCUGGUUGUGGACGUUCACCGUACUGCCCAUGCGAUUUUGCAUCGCAGCGUCCGUGCUAGUCCGUUGGUGGGCAUACGUUGUCGGUAAGGAGUUACGGUGGAUGGUGGACUUCGUCUGGUACGGACUGGGACGGAUGUGGCGGCGAGGGCGUCGGGGGCGUGCCCCAUCAAGUGCAGGCGGCCAAGACAGCCGGGCUGAGGAAUCAAGGAGCAGAAGCAGAGCGCGAGAUGGUCGGAAUGGCGCUGCGCAUGCUUCAGGGGUUUCUGGUGGCAGACCCGAGUCCGGUUCUCGCCGCCCAGGCAGCCGCCGUGUUUCCGGACCCGGCACAGCUGCCGCGUCGAAUAAACCGAGCACCAGACCCUCAGGGCUAUUCCGUCACCGCCGGACAAAGUCGAGCCCCUCGGACCUUACCUCGUACCACAAGGCCGACCUCCUCCAGGGCGCCAUCCUCAUCUGCAGCUCCAUAGCCCUGAUGAACCUUGAUGCUAGCCGAAUGUACCACUUCAUCCGGGCCCAGUCGGCCAUCAAAUUAUACGCCAUCUACAACCUCCUCGAGGUCGGCGACAGGCUCCUUUCAGCUCUCGGGCAAGAUAUCUUCGAGUGCCUCUUUAGUACCGAGACGCUCUCCCGGAACAGCUCCGGCCGCUCCAAGGUGAUGCUCCCAUUGGGCAUGUUCUUGCUCGCGCUCGUCUACAACAUCCUGCACUCGGUCAUUCUAUUUUACCAAGUCAUUGCGCUCAACGUGGCUGUCAACUCGUAUUCCAAUGCUCUCCUGACGUUGCUGCUUUCGAACCAGUUCGUCGAGAUCAAAAGCGCAGUAUUCAAGCGUUUUGAGAAAGACAAUACGUUCCAGCUCGCCUGCGCCGACAUUGUCGAGCGUUUCCAGCUGUGGAUCAUGCUGAUCAUCAUCGGCAUGCGCAAUGUCGUCGAGGUGGGCGGCCUGUCCGUGCCGGGCGCCGGGAGUGAGGACAGCGGGCCGAGCAGCAUCCCGCUGCACACAUCGUCGAUCCUACCCGCUAGCUUCACAAUCCUGCCCACGUGGCUGUGGUCGGGCGAGGUUCUGUCUCCUUUCAUCGUGGUCAUCGGGAGCGAGAUGAUAGUCGACUGGAUCAAGCACGCCUACAUCAACAAGUUCAACAACAUCAAGCCGACAUUUUACGCGCGCAUCCUCGACAUUCUCUGCAAAGACUACUACACCAACGCCUUCGUAACCCCCUCCCUAACCCGCCGCCUCGGCCUCCCUCUCCUCCCGCUCUCCUGCCUCUUCAUCCGCGCCUCGGUGCAAAUCUACAACAUGUUCCUCGCCACGCACCUGCCCACCCCGCUCCCGCCCACCACACAAACCUCCCUAUCAGUCGAAAAUGCGACCCCCUCCCCGGCCAUGCGCGCCGCCCUCGGCCGCAUCGACCACCUCAUCCGCAACGCGCUCGGCCGCUCCGUCUUCGGCUACCCGUACGCGACCGGCGACCAGCCCCUCGACGGCAACGGCACGGGCGACAUACCCAACAACAAUGGGGCACCGGCGAGCCUGCUGGCGGGGUGGCUGCCGCCGUUCAGUAGCGACGACGCGAUCGCGGCGCUGACCAUGGUGGUGGUGUUUUUGCUGCUCUUCCUCGUCCUGCUGGUCGUCAAGCUGCUGCUGGGCAUGGUGCUGCUGCGGUACGCGCGCGACCGCUACGCGCGCAUGAAGGCGAAGGAGCACGCCGUGGCCGCGGGCGCGGCAGAGCGCGAGUCGUUUGAUGCGCGCGGAAAGCGGGUCGGUGGGUAUGGGCAGGUGGAGGUCGGGGAUGAUAGGAGGCGGUGGAUCUUUGGGGAGGAUGCGGAGGGGUUGAGGAAGGCGAGGGAGAAGGAGCGGAAGGCGGAGGCGAAUGUGGAGCGGGAUAAGGAGAAGGACUUUGGGAGGGUUAUGAGGUAUGAGAUGAUUGCGAGGCGGAUAUGGUAAUGACCUGUUCUUGUUUUUUGUUUUAUUGUAAUGGCCGUGUUUAUCUGCAUUAAAUAGCAUUGCCCGGCGUUCUGAAUGUACUCAUACA